Nakaseomyces glabratus is the source of this 378-nucleotide messenger RNA. RefSeq lists its product as uncharacterized. The record is from RefSeq and is a predicted model, not a curated record. Lineage: Eukaryota; Fungi; Ascomycota; Saccharomycetes; Saccharomycetales; Saccharomycetaceae.
AUGGAAGUAAGUAGGAGAUGCCGGAAGUUAGAAGAAAAAGGCGCAUUAGUCCCUCCCACAACAGCACUUCCACUAACAAUUACGCAUUUGUGGAUUACUUGGAUCAUUACUAUGCUCCCACUAUUAAAAGAAACGAGCCCUAUUCAAUUGAAUAGGAGUGCUGAGAAUACUAGGCAUCAGCGAAAGGCUCUUCUUAACUGCUCUCGUCCACUAAUGAUUUUUUGGAUAGUGUUAAUUUUUUUCCGUUUGGUAGCAAGACCUAAAGUCCAGAUAUUUAAUUUGACCCUCGCACCUAUAGUUCCUAUACAGUAUCAUUUCAUAUACGUAGUUUUGAAACGGUAUGGCAGCCUCUUUAUUUCGUCCUUGCUCGCUGCCUAG